CUCCCGGUGUCCUCCACCACCCCAAAUUCCCCGCAACCCAACCCCGGAAGCAAGCCAAGAAUCACCGCCACCCACCACCGGCCGGCGAUGGCGUCGCAGCUGGUCGAGGACCACCGCUCCGGCGCGGAGGUGCACACCGGGCACGAGCUCUGCGAGCGGAAGGCCCGCGAGCUGCUGGCCGAGCUCGGCCUCCCCGACGGGCUCCUCCCGCUGCCGUCGCUCCAGGAGGUCGGCUACAACCGCGCCGCCGGGUUCGUCUGGCUCCGGCAGGCGCAGUCCGGCGGGGUGACCCACACCUUCGACACCAUCGGGAAGCAGGUCUGGUACGCCGGCGAGGUCACGGCGUUCGUGGAGCCCGGGCGGAUGCACAGCCUCGCCGGGGUGAAGAGCAAGGAGCUGCUCAUCUGGGUCACCAUCUCGGAGAUCGUCCUCAGCCCCUCCGGCACCAAGAUCGUCUUCCGCACCCCCGCGGGCCUCGGCCGCGCCCUCCCCGUCACCGCCUUCCAGCUCAACCCGGCGCCGGAUGCGGACAAGACGACCGGAGACGACGCAGCCGCCGCCGCCGCCGCCGCCAACUGAUCCGAUGACGAACGGACGCGUGCGUGCGUGCGUGCGUUUAGCAGCGGUAAGUAGUUAUUCCGGUCGCCGGAGCUGUCAGAUCCGGCCGGCGGUGAUAAAAAAAAUUAUAUAUUUGCGGUGUUGUACCCCCCGAAUUGUGAGCUCGAUCCGAUCCCCAUCCUCCCCGCAGUGUGGCGUCCAUCGAUGACGCUGAAAUAAAUAUCAGUUCUUGUUGAUUCCCAA
Molecule: messenger RNA, 801 nt
Organism: Oryza brachyantha (malo sina)
Lineage: Eukaryota; Viridiplantae; Streptophyta; Magnoliopsida; Poales; Poaceae
Exons: 1
Coding region: 88-579 (163 amino acids)
Source: RefSeq, a predicted model, not a curated record